AUGCCUCAAGAUUAUGACAUUAUCAAUAGAGAUAGACUUUCUAUAGAUACAGAUAAUCCAAUAGAUCUUGACCUAGAAUUUCAAAAUUUUCACAUAAAUGAUAAUACCUCUAAUGUUCAAAACAAAUUUAAUACAGAUAAUAUAUAUCAAGACGUUUAUUCAAAGAAACAGCCAAUCUGGUCAAUUGAGUUUUAUUCAAAGUUCUUUAAUAUCGAUUCAGACCAAGUUAUAAAAAGAUUUACAUAUGCUUUAUUUGCUAAGAAGAAUUUCUUAGACUCUAUAGAAGGAAACUUAGAUUUUUAUGGGCCAUUUUGGAUUACUACAACUACUAUUUUUGCUUUUUUUUUUUCAUCAACUUUAAGUGAAUGGAUUAAGGCUCAUUUAUCUAGAACAACUUAUAACUAUGAUUUUUCAACUUUUACAAAAGCAUGUUCUCUUAUUUAUGGUUACAAUACAAUUAUUCCUAUAGGUGUAUGGGGUUUAUUACUAUAUUAUAAAUGCAAACUAAAGUUUAAUGAAUACUUUUGUCUUUAUGGCUACGCUAUGUCUAUAUGGAUCCCUGUAGCGAUUAUAAAUAUACCUGUCUUUGAAAUAUUUAAUCUCAAAUUUCUUUCUACUAUAAUUCGUUGGACUUUUACUAUAAUCGGGUUUAAAGUCUCUAGUUUGUUUCUUUUUAAAGAAUUCAAUCCUGCAAUGAGUCAUAUAGAGCCAAAUACUAAAAAGCUUAUUCUAUUACUUAUAUUUUUAUGUCAUGCAAUUUUAAGUAUAACUUUCAAAAUUAUUUUUUUUACAUAA
Pneumocystis jirovecii RU7 is the source of this 795-nucleotide messenger RNA. RefSeq lists its product as uncharacterized. Gene Ontology annotation, molecular function: small GTPase binding. Gene Ontology annotation, biological process: vesicle-mediated transport. NCBI's taxonomy places the organism in Eukaryota, Fungi, Ascomycota, Pneumocystomycetes, Pneumocystales, Pneumocystaceae. The coding region runs from base 1 to 795 and encodes 264 amino acids. Gene Ontology annotation, cellular component: Golgi apparatus; membrane. The record is from RefSeq and is a predicted model, not a curated record. The transcript is spliced from 6 exons.